Messenger RNA from Girardinichthys multiradiatus, 6698 nucleotides. RefSeq names its product myosin VC (gene myo5c). Gene Ontology annotation, molecular function: ATP binding; actin filament binding; microfilament motor activity. NCBI's taxonomy places the organism in Eukaryota, Metazoa, Chordata, Actinopteri, Cyprinodontiformes, Goodeidae. Gene Ontology annotation, biological process: actin filament organization; vesicle transport along actin filament. The coding region runs from base 108 to 5327 and encodes 1739 amino acids. The record is from RefSeq and is a predicted model, not a curated record. The transcript is spliced from 40 exons. Gene Ontology annotation, cellular component: actin cytoskeleton; cytoplasm; vesicle.
GUUUUAUAGUAAGAAACAAGUGGCGUCACCGAGGGACUUUGUGGUAACUUAGAAAGCACAGAGAAGAAGCAGGUGCUAAAUAAGACCGAGAAAAAAGAGGCACAAACAUGGCUUUAUCUGAGCUAUACACGAAGUACAACAGAGUCUGGAUACUGGAUGAAAAACAUGUGUGGAAAUCAGCUGAAAUCACAAAAGAUUUCCACUCAGGCGAUAAUGUUCUUGAAUUACUUCUUGAAGACGGCACUGUGCACCUCUACCCAGUUGACCCCUCCAAACCAAAACUGCCCCCUCUUAGAAACCCAGACAUCUUGGUGGGUGAGAACGACCUCACAGCUCUCAGCUACCUGCACGAGCCUGCAGUCCUGCACAACCUCAGAGUCCGAUUUGUCGAGUCCAGAAUCAUCUAUACCUACUGUGGUAUCAUUCUGGUUGCUGUAAAUCCUUAUAAACAGCUUCCUAUCUAUGGUGACGCAAUCAUUCAUGCCUACUCAGGCCAGAACAUGGGAGACAUGGAUCCUCAUAUAUUUGCUGUGGCGGAGGAGGCAUACAAACAAAUGGCCAGGAAUCAUAAAAACCAAUCUAUCAUUGUGAGCGGGGAGUCUGGAGCUGGCAAGACAGUAUCGGCACGUUAUGCUAUGAGGUACUUUGCUGUUGUGAGCAGAUCUGGAAGUAAGACUCGAGUUGAGGACAAAGUGCUCGCUUCCAAUCCAAUCACAGAGGCAAUAGGAAAUGCAAAAACCACCCGAAACGACAACAGCAGCCGGUUUGGAAAAUACACAGAGAUUAGUUUUGACAGGAAGUAUCGGAUUAUCGGCGCGAACAUGAGGACAUACCUCUUAGAGAAGUCCAGAGUGGUUUUUCAGGCAGAUAAUGAACGUAAUUACCACAUUUUCUACCAGAUGUGCUCCUGUGCAGACUCAGCAGAGUUCAAGACCCUGAGACUGUUGAGCGCAGAUGAGUUCAGGUACACCAGCAUGGGUGGUGACGUAACUGUUGAAGGUGUAGAUGACAAAAAGGACUUUGAAGAGACUCGACGGACUUUCUCCCUACUGGGUUUGAAAGAUGACUUUCAGUCAGAUAUCUUUAAAGUUCUAGCUGCAAUAUUGCAUUUGGGGAAUGUGGAGAUCAGAAGCUCUGGGGAUGAGAAGUCAUCAGUUCCUUUGAACGAUCCACACCUGGCGGCGUUCUGUGACUUGCUGUCUGUAAGCACAACUGAGCUUGUGCGAUGGCUCUGCAAUCGUCGGAUUGUUCUGGUGGCUGAAAUGGUUGUAAAGCCGGUGGCCAAAGAGCGAGCAGUAGCCGGCAGAGAUGCUCUGGCUAAGCAGAUCUACGCCCACCUGUUUGACUGCAUUAUCACCAAGAUCAACAAGGCGCUGCAAAUCCCAGGGAAACAACACGCUUUCAUCGGUGUUCUGGACAUUUACGGGUUUGAAACAUUUGACAUCAACAGCUUUGAACAGUUUUGCAUCAACUAUGCAAAUGAAAAGCUCCAGCAGCAGUUUAACUUGCAUGUUUUCAAGCUAGAGCAAGAGGAGUACAUGAAGGAGGACAUCCCCUGGACGCUAAUAGACUUUUAUGAUAAUCAGCCUGUCAUUGACCUGAUUGAGGCAAAGAUGGGGAUCCUUGACCUGCUUGAUGAAGAAUGUUUAUUUCCUCAAGGAACUGAUCAGAGCUGGCUGCAGAAGCUGUACAACUACUUAAAAGCCAAUCCCCUGUUUGAGAAGCCCAGGUUAAAUGAGGCAUUUGUGAUUCAACACUUUGCAGACAAGGUGGAAUAUCAGUGCAGAGGUUUUCUUGAGAAGAACAGAGAUGCUCUUUAUGAAGAACUGGUGGACACGAUGAGAGCCAGUAAGUUUUCUUUUCUGGCUAACUUUUUCCAAGAGGAGGGGCAGAGCCCAACAAACAGUAAAGGCGUCAAAGUUAAAGCAGCCAGGCCGUCUGUGAAACCAGCCAAUAAGCAGCUGAGGACCUCUGUGGGAGAUAAGUUCCGCAGCUCCCUGUCUUUACUGAUGGAAACGCUGAACGCCACCACCCCUCACUAUGUGCGCUGCAUUAAGCCUAAUGAUGAAAAACUCCCAUUUGAAUAUGACUCGGGGAGAGUGGUGCAGCAGCUGCGGGCCUGUGGAGUACUUGAAACUAUUCGGAUCAGUGCACAGAGCUACCCAUCCAGAUGGACGUACAUUGAGUUUUACAGCCGAUACAGCAUCCUGAUGUCGCAUGUGGAGGCGGACCUCAGUGACAAGAAACAAACCUGCCAAAAUGUCCUGCAGAGAUUGAUUCAGGACUCCAACCAAUACAAGUUUGGCCAUACAAAGAUCUUCUUCCGAGCCGGACAGGUAGCUUAUCUGGAGAAGCUGCGCCUGGAUCGACUACGAGGAGCAUGUGUGACCAUUCAGAAGCAUAUCCGUGGAUGGAGCCACAGGAGAAAGUACCUGAGGAUAAGAGAGGCAGCCAUCAUCCUCCAGCAGUACAUCCGAGGAAAGAGGACAAUCCGUAAAAUAGUGACUGCUGAAACACUGAAGAAGGGCUGGGCUGUUGUGGUGAUCCAGAGACACUGGAGAGGCUACCACAUGAGACAAAUCUACCAGGUAGUCCGUCUGGCCUCCAUCACCAUCCAAGCCUUCACCAGAGGUUGGAUGGCCAGAAAACGCUACAAGAAGAUGAUGGAGGAGCACAAAGUUCUGGUUCUGCAGAAAUAUACCAAAGCGUGGCUUGCCCGACGACGUUUUCAAACCAUGCGUCGGCUCGUGCUCAACGUCCAGCUGUCCUACAGGGUGCAGCAGCUCAAGAAGAAGAAUGAAGAGCAGAACAAAGAGAAUCGAGGAUUGAUGGAAAAACUGGCAAGCCUGGCCAGCACUCAUUCCCAAACAAUGGAGAGACUCCACAGUCAGAAGGUGCAACUGGAAAAACUAACCAACCUGAAGGCGUCUCUGGAGGAAAGAGAAAAGAAAGCAAGAGAAGAGGCCAGCCUGACAAUUAAUCAGCUUCAAAAGCAAGUAGAAGCUCUAAACCUUGAAAAACAGAACCUGGAGACAAAGCUUGAAGCUUCCAUCAAAGAGGCCAAAGAACGUUUUGAUCAAGUAAAAAGGAGCCUUGUGGAAGAGAAGGAAAACGAAGUCCGGCUUAGAAAGAUUGCAGAGAAUAACACUGAGAUCCAGAGACAUGACCAUGAGAAAGAGCUGGAAACUCUAAAGGAGGAGAUAAAGAGAUCAAAAGAGGACAGAGUGUGUCUGCAGAGGAAGAUUGAAGACGGGGUGCAGGUGAAUUCUGAUCUGCAGCAACAGGUCAUUCAGCUCACCAAGCAUGUGAAGGUCAUCCCAGAGCUGCGCAGAGAUCUGAACAACCUGCAGAAUCAGAGAGAUAACCUGGACCGGAAGAUGAAGGAGCAGUCGGAGCAAACAAGAGCUAAAACGAAGGGAAUCAUAAGACAGCUGCUUGCCGGUGUUGUUGAAGAGGAACAGAUUUUUGGGCUUACUCUGGAGGACUCUGAGAAGAUUUAUGAACUGGAUGAUGUGCAGGAAGCCUUUGACGGCCUUCAAAAAGCCACCAGGUUACUGGAAAACCACCAGAGGGAGCAGAGGGAGACGUAUGAGUCUCAGAUGGAGGGACUAAAUCUAAAAGUGGACCACCUUCAGAACGAGAACAGCAAGCUGCAAAAACUUUUCCAGGAAAAAAGUAACAUUAAUGAGAAUAUUCGCCAAGAAGUGUCAAGGCUCAGCAGUGAUAACUCGGCCAUACCAGAGCUGAAACUGCAGGUUUCAGAGCUGCAGAGACAAAAUCAGGAGCUUGAGGCUAUUGCCAAGGAGCAGAGCAGCGAGUUCACUGAAAAAAGUAAGGAGAUCACCAGCAUUCUCCACAGGAAGAUCACAGAAGAAAGCACACAACGCAGACACUUUGAGGAGAGGGCGAAGGAGCUGGAGGAGACCAAGGGGGAGCUUCAAGGGAAGAUAGAGGAGCUGGAGGAGGAGAGCGAACACUUAAAGAGACUGCAGCUGAUGGAGGGUGAAGUGAAGAGAAAACUGAGAGAGGAGACGUCUCAGUUAACUGCUGAGAUCAUGGACUUAGAGGAGAAGCUUGACCAGAAAGAUCGAUGGAUUAAGAAACUCCAAAAUCAAAUAAAGUGCCUUGAAAUGUCACAGAAAGCAAAACACACACCUGCAUUUCCUAAAGAAUACCUUGGCAUGUUGGAGUAUAAGAGGGAGAAUGAAGCCAGGCUCAUCCAAAAUAUCAUUAUUGACCUCAAGCCCAAAGGUGUGGUGGUCAAUGUAAUCCCUACUCUGCCAGCUUUCAUCCUCUUCAUGUGUGUCCGCCAUGCUGACUACCUGAACGACGAUAAGAAGCUAAAGUCUCUGAUGAAUGCAAUCAUUCAAGCGGUCAAAAAAGUCAUCACGGCUCACCAAAAGGACUUUGAAUCAUUGUCCUUCUGGCUCUCCAACACAUACCAGCUGCUAAACUGUCUGAAACAAUACAGCGGGGAGGAAGAGUUCCUGAAGCAGAGUACCCCACGUCAGAAGAAGAACUGCCUGCAGAACUUUGAUUUGUCCGAACACAGACAGAUUCUUAGCGACCUGGCCAUACACAUCUACCAUCAGCUCAUCUCUAUCAUGCAGAGGACUCUUACGCCUGCUAUUGUACCAGGUAUGUUGGAGCACGAGAGUUUACAAGGAAUCUCUAGCAUGAAACCGACCGGCUUCAGGAAGCGCUCCAACAGUAUGUAUAAGGAUUCAGAGACAUACACCAUCUCCUCCAUCCUGCAGCAACUCUCUGUCUUCCAUUCUGCCAUGAGCCACCACGGCAUGGAGCAGAGCCUGGUCAAACAGGCCGUCAGACAGCUCUUCUUUCUGGUCGGCGCCACCACCUUCAACCAAAUCAUGCUCUGCAAAGACAUGUGCUCUUGCAGGAAAGGGAUGCAGAUCAGAUGCAACAUCAGUUACCUGGAAGAGUGGCUGAAGGAGACUGAGCUUCAGAGCUCCGGUGCCAUUGAUACGUUGAGGCCUCUGGCUCAGGCUGCCUGGCUGCUGCAGGUCAACAAGUCCACCAAUGAAGAUGCUAAAGAGAUCACAGAAAAGUGCACUGAACUCAACCCUGUUCAGAUUGUCAAGAUUUUGAAUUCCUACACACCCAUUGAUGACUUUGAGAAACGAGUGACCUCCUCAUUUGUCCGCAAAGUUCAGUCCUUCCUCCAGGAAUAUGAAGGCUCUACACAGCUGAUGCUGGACACAGAUUAUCGAUUCCAGGUUACUUUUCCUUUCUGUCCGUCCUCAACAACUUUAGAGUCUCUGCAGGUCCCCAGCAGCCUUCAUCUGGACUUCCUAACCAGGAUCUGACACCAUAAAUUGUGCCUUACUGUAUAUAGAAGACUUUUUUAAUAAUACAUGUAGAGAACAUAAAAUGUUGGGCAAGAGCAAGAAUUUUAAAGUAAUAUAUUUUCCAGCAAUUGUUAUUCAAAAUUACUUGUAACGAAACUACUUAAUAACUGGUGCAAUACUAAGGCAAUCUCUCAAUGCAAAAUUGGGACCAAGAUCUAUAAAUAAUUUAGCUUUGACUUUUGGGUCAGAACAUUAGUAUUUUUGUUUUUAUUGACUAAUUUUUUGCAAUUUUUCACAGCUUUCAUCACUGAUGGAAAAAAACAUAUUUAUUUGCUGCAAAUAUUAUCCGCCAAGACAAAUAAAAUGACCUAAAAUCACAUUAUUUUUAUGCUUUCUUGGUUUGCAAAGCCUUAGUAAAGUGAGGCUAAAAUAUGAGUUCAUUUGUAAAUUAGUUCAUAUUCUUAAUAUUGUUGAUUAAAAAGUAUAGCAAAAUUGUCCUUGUCUGUUUUUGCUUUAAUUCUGUUCUGAAUCAUUUUAGAAGUCAAGCAAACAUUGGAUGCAUCCAUGGAGGUUUGUUUAAAAUAACAUAACAUAAAUCUUAUGUGUUUUUUUGUUACCUAUGUAAUUAUCUUUUAUUUUAUAUGGGAUUUUUAUAUGAUAUUUCAUUGCCUGAUUUAGCUUUAUCGUAAAGCGUAUUGAUCCACUUUGGGUGUUUUAUAUAAGCUAUAUGAAGAUGUGUGACAGUGACAAUGGAGGAGAACUGGUAAAUCAUUUCUCAGCACUGAAUACACCACAGUGUACAGUGUACAGGAACAUGUGUUUGUUGUGACUAGAGCAGGGCUCCUGCUCAGUGUUUAUAUCUAUAAAAACAUUUUCCUAGCCUGCGUAGUUAUAGAUGAAGGAAAUCACUGUAUGGAACAUUACCUUUACAUAUUAAUACAAAAUUUAAAAGACAUUAAAACGAAUUAAAAAAACAAUUUUAAAAACUGUUUUAGACAUUUGUAUAUUAUUUCUCUAAGAAAAGGCUUAAAAGAUGUUAAGAAAUGAUCAAUGUUUUAGAGUGGGCCGGCCAUAAUCUUGAAUCUGAUUGAGAAUCUGUGGUGAAAAAAUGAGGGUGAUGGCAAGGAGGCUCAACACCAGAGCAAAAUUGUCAAAAUACCAGUGGAAACAUGCCGAAAGCUGUUCAACUUUGUACGAAGUAUUUUGUUUUCUGUGAUGCAACUGAGAAGGGUAUAAAAUAUUCUAAACAUGCCAUUUUUGUUAAAGAAAUGUGAAAUAUGCCUUAUUGUUGUAAGAUGUCCUAUUAUCUGUUUUGGGAGGGGCCUGUUUCAUGUUAAAUAAAAAACAAGCUUCUUGUAUGAAUGAAAAUAAAUUUCAGUCUAAAUCUGA